This is a messenger RNA of Lipotes vexillifer (Yangtze River dolphin), 2522 nucleotides long. It is a transcript of the gene EDIL3, whose product is annotated as EGF like and discoidin domains 3. Gene Ontology annotation, cellular component: plasma membrane. Bases 408 to 1850 code for a protein of 480 amino acids. The record is from RefSeq and is a predicted model, not a curated record. Lineage: Eukaryota; Metazoa; Chordata; Mammalia; Artiodactyla; Lipotidae. The transcript is spliced from 11 exons. Gene Ontology annotation, molecular function: calcium ion binding; signaling receptor activity.
AGAAGCCCCGCAGCCGGCCGCGGCGCCGCCAGCAGAGCACACAGUCUGCGGGUCCGCCAGCGCGGGUGACCCCGAGCCACCGCUGGAGCCGGCGCCCGGCCCCCGCCCGCCGCGCCUCGUCUGGGACCCACCCGCAGAGGAGGCUGAGCCCGCUGGCGACUCCCCGGAGCUCGCCCACCUCCCAGCGCCCCGGAGCGCAGGCAAAAGGGGAAGAAAGAUUCCUCUCUUUGGUCGCCACUCUUUCUUGCUCUCUCCAAGAAUUUGUUUAAGGAGACGCUGCAGGAAAAAGACAUCAUCUUGAAUCCUCUGUCGGGGCGGGGUCUGCCGCUGCCCUGCGGUGCAGCCUCAGCGACACUACCCUCCACUAGGACCCCUGACCAGCGGGGUCACGUCCGAGAGACGGGAUCAUGAAGCGCUCGGUGGCUGCUUGGCUCCUGCUUGGGCUCAGCCUUGGUGUCCCUCAGUUCUGCAAAGGUGAUAUUUGUGAUCACAAUCCAUGUGAAAAUGGAGGUAUCUGUGUGUCAGGAUUGUCUGAUGAUUCCUUUUCCUGCGAGUGCCCAGAUGGCUUCACAGAUCCCAAUUGUUCUAGUGUUGUGGAGGUUGCAUCAGAUGAAGAAGUGCCAACUUCAGCAGGUCCCUGCACUCCUAAUCCGUGCCAUAAUGGAGGAGCCUGUGAAAUAAGUGAAGCAUACCGAGGGGACACAUUCAUAGGCUAUGUCUGUAAAUGUCCCCGAGGAUUUAAUGGGAUUCACUGUCAGCACAAUAUUAAUGAAUGUGAAGCUGAGCCUUGCAAAAAUGGAGGAAUAUGCACAGACCUUGUUGCUAACUAUUCCUGUGAGUGCCCAGGAGAAUUCAUGGGAAGAAAUUGUCAAUACAAAUGCUCGGGCCCAUUGGGAAUUGAAGGUGGAAUCAUUUCAAAUCAGCAAAUCACAGCUUCAUCUACCCACCGAGCUCUUUUUGGACUCCAGAAAUGGUAUCCCUACUAUGCACGUCUUAAUAAGAAGGGGCUUAUAAAUGCCUGGACAGCUGCAGAAAAUGACAGGUGGCCAUGGAUUCAGAUAAAUUUACAAAGAAAAAUGAGAGUUACUGGUGUGAUUACUCAAGGAGCCAAGAGGAUUGGAAGCCCAGAAUAUACAAAAUCCUACAAAAUUGCCUAUAGUAAUGAUGGAAAGACUUGGGCAAUGUACACAGUGAAAGGCACCAAUGAGGAUAUGGUGUUCCAUGGAAAUGUUGAUAACAACACACCCUAUGCUAACUCUUUCACGCCCCCCAUAAAAGCUCAGUAUGUGAGACUCUAUCCACAAGUUUGUCGAAGACACUGCACUUUGAGAAUGGAGCUUCUUGGAUGUGAACUGUCAGGCUGUUCUGAGCCUCUGGGGAUGAAAUCAGGACACAUACAGGACUAUCAGAUCACUGCUUCUAGCAUCUUCAGAACUCUCAAUAUGGACAUGUUCACUUGGGAACCAAGGAAAGCUCGGCUGGACAAGCAGGGCAAAGUGAAUGCCUGGACCUCUGGCCACAAUGACCAGUCACAAUGGUUACAGGUGGAUCUUCUGGUCCCUACCAAAGUGACUGGCAUUAUUACACAAGGAGCUAAAGAUUUUGGUCAUGUGCAGUUUGUAGGCUCCUACAAACUAGCUUACAGCAAUGAUGGAGAACACUGGACAGUAUACCAGGAUGAAAAGCAAAGAAAAGAUAAGGUUUUCCAGGGCAAUUUUGACAAUGAUACCCACAGAAAAAACGUCAUCGACCCUCCCAUCUAUGCACGGCACAUAAGGAUCCUUCCUUGGUCCUGGUAUGGGAGGAUCACGCUGCGGUCUGAGCUGCUGGGCUGCGCAGAGGAGGAGUGAGGAGAUCCCACAGCCCACAACCCUCCUAUUUCCCUAAAAGUAUCUCCACGGAAUGAACUCUGCAAAAUCUAUCGGAAACCGAAUGGAAUUUUUCAUGAAAAAGUGAUCAAAUUACGGUAGGCCAUUAACUGUCUUCUUAAGGAGGUCUAAGCCUGCCUUUUCCAAGGUUUAAUUUGAUUUUUAUCAUUUAAAUUUCUUAAGCAACAUCACAUUAGCUGUGAAUUACUUUCCGCGUUGUUUUCUGACUUCUUCAUACUGGUUGAAAUAUAUUAGGCAAAGAAAGUAGCACUCUUGAUAGCAAGGGUAAAAAAAAUCUCAUCGUUAGUUAUCAAAUAAAAGCAAGAGUUGUUAGAGCUUUCAUAAUCAAUACUCAUUCUUAUAAAAAGAAUACUGCAAUGUUAGCAAUAAGUUUUUUUCCCUUCUGCAAUGAAUCUAUAUUAUCCUAAUUAUUUCCCUGUGCCUGACAAACACUGUCAGAGUUUAUAACCAAAAUUUGAAGAAGAAUCUGUAACAUGCAAUACUAACUGAAAUUAUAAUUCUCAUCUUAUUUCUAAUCAGAUUAUGUGAUCUUUCUCUUAGUGCUAUUCUAUAUAUUAUAUAUUGCCUGAAUAAGUCCAUACUUUUCCCAAUUGACUUUUGUCCUAUUACUUGCCUAAAAGAAGUAUCAUGUUU